AUGUCCUUCCUAGGCUCCUUGGGGGACAUCUCCAAAACCUUCCUCGACCUCACCGACCCCGAUGAGAUCAACAGCUACUUUGCCUUCAACGUCACCUCGGCGCUUUGCCUCACCUCCGGCGCCCUGCGAGCCUUUGGGAAGCGGCCCGGCUCGAGCAGGACGGUGGUGAACAUCUCCUCGCUCUGCGCCGUGAAGCCCUUCAAGAACUGGACGCUGUACUGCAGCGGGAAGGCGUCCCGGGACAUGAUGUUCCAGGUCCUGGCGCUCGAGGAACCUGAUGUCCGCGUGCUCAACUACGCCCCGGGUCCUCUGGACACGGACAUGCAGCUCUUGGCCCGCACGAGGACCGGAGACCCCGAGAUGCGUCAAUAUUUCCAAAGCCUUCAGGAGAGCGGGCAGCUGAUUGACUGCUCCACGUCGGCCCAGAAGCUGCUGAAUCUCCUGGAGGAGGACACCUUCCCCUCCGGAGCCCACGUGGAUUUCUACGACAUCUGA
Molecule: messenger RNA, 495 nt
Organism: Opisthocomus hoazin
Lineage: Eukaryota; Metazoa; Chordata; Aves; Opisthocomiformes; Opisthocomidae
Source: RefSeq, a predicted model, not a curated record